AGGUAGGAAGAGAGGAGGCAGGAUGCCAAUUUUCUGUUAACUGCCAGCAUUUCAUACGCCAGCAUUUCAUCUACUAAUACUCCAUCCGAUCGAAUUAGAUUGACUCUUGCACGCUCAUAUGUGAUAUGUUUACGUUUGGUUCACUUUAAGUUCUACACGAUCACGAUGCACAUUUUUGUGAUAUAUAUAUAGUAGACAAACGUGCGUCACCUAUUGAGCUCGAGCGGAGGGGAAAGUGUCAAAAUUAGACUGUAAUAGUCAUGUGAUCAAAGUUUAUGAUACAUGCGAUCACAUUAAGAUGGAAUUAGACAAAUGAACGCCACUGGAUGAAAGUCCCAGCCCCACGCGAGUCUUCGUGGAUGCAGCGCGUCUGACAGAGCCCCGCUGUCCCCUCUAUACUGGACAACUAUUACGGAGUAAGCUACCAGUGACGUGUGCUGCCGUCUGGAUCCAUCCAUCCAUCCAAUCAGGAAAGGGGGAGAGAGUGCCGGAGCUAGAGUAGAGAGAGGGAGUCUACUUGGCACAAUGCACUGAGUGUGACAGUGUGAUUUUAGAGGCUCCGAAGGAGGAUUUCACAUUCUGUGUGUGGGGGAUAAAAGGAGCAACCUGGACAUUGUCUUGUUUUUCCACACCUUGUCAAGCCUGUACAAGUCCCCUCAAGGAUAUUUUCGUCUUCCCCACCCCGGCCCUCCUGAAACCCAUUCCCCUUGAUUGGCUGCACUUAUCCCCACAGCCGACCUGGGCUCGGGCCGUGGGGCUGCUCGGCGCGCUUUGGCUGAGAUUUGCAACCCGAAAUGAGCGCUCAGACAGCAGACGCCGUUAUUGGGGCUCGGUGGUCCCCAACGCCGUGGCGGAGCUAUAAGGGCUGGAUGUUCUCCUUGUGGCUGACUCUGGUCGGACUGGCGGUGGGUUCGGGGGACCCGUGGUUGUCCGCCGAGGCAUGCCCGUCCUCCUGCAUCUGCAGCAACUCCAGAAUCUCCUGCGUGGACCCGGAGAAGGGCAUUAGCGCCUUCCCCAUCCUGCAGAGCGAAGCGGAGAUGGAGAACAUCACAGACAUUUACAUCGCCAACCAGAGUGGCUUCUCGUCCAUCAGUGACAAAGACCUGCACUACUACAAGAAUCUCAGGAACUUAACGGUGACCAACAGUAGACUGACAUACGUCUCCAAGCUGGCCUUUCAGAACAACAUCAAAUUACAGUAUUUGAAUCUGAAAGAUAACAACUUGUCAUCACUAUCCUGGACCAUAUUCCGGCACCUCAACCUCUCUUACAUGAUCCUGACAGGAAACCCUCUCCACUGCUCCUGUGAGAACAUGUGGAUCAAACUGUGGCUGUUAGAGGAGGCGGACACGCAGGAGCUGCGCUGUGUCGAGGACGGUGGAGGACGCAUCCUGCUGUCCAGACUCAAACUCCCUAAUUGCGAGCUUCCCAUGGCCACACUGACACCGUCCAAAGUGACUGUUAUGGAGGGCGACAACAUGCAGCUCUCCUGCAACACCUCUGGUGUGCCGUCACCUGACCUCAUCUGGAACAUGGCGUCGGUCACCAGCGACGAGAUUGAGAGAUCGGGCCAGAUCUCCGUACUGCGGUUGUCCAACCUGUCAUGGUUGGACCAUAACAGCAAGAUCAGCUGCACCGCACAAAACAUUGUCGGAGAGAACGAGUCCUCAUUGCUUUUGAACAUAUCAUUUCCUCCGAAAAUCACCAAGCUGAGCGACGCCAUCUCAGACCACAAUUGGUGCAUUCCCUUUAGUGUGGCAGGAAACCCAGAACCUCAGAUCAAGUGGUAUUUGAAUGACAAAGAAGUGACCGAGGACAAAUUCAUCAAGACCAUGAUCUAUGAGUUUGCUGAGCGUGAGUAUCACGGCUGCCUCCAGCUUGAUAUUCCCACGCACCUCAACAAUGGCCUCUAUACGCUGGUGGCCACGAACCAGUACGGAACAGACAGGAAGCAGGUCAAGGCCCACUUUAUGCACAAACCCUGGGAGGAUGAGGAAUCACACUUGACAGGAACUGACAAAGAACCAUACUACUACGAUGAACCCACUGCGGACCCGCCAGAGGACAGAGUCGCUGUGUACGUAGUGGUGGGCAUUGCUGCAGUCGCCUUCUUUGGUUUCCUGAUUAUGUUAGCCAUCCUCAAGUUUGGGGGGAACUCCAAGUUCGGCAUCAAAGGACCGUCGUCGGUCAUCAGCAAUGAUGACGACUCUGCCUCGCCCCUCCACCAUGUUUCCAACGGCAGCAACACCCCGUCCUCCUCUGAGAUGGGCCCUGAUGCCGUCAUCAUCGGCAUGACCAAGAUCCCUGUCAUUGAGAACCCACAGUACUUCAGGAGCUCUAACAGCCUGCUCAAAACAGACACCUUCGUCCAGCACAUCAAGAGACACAACAUCGUGCUGAAGAGGGAGCUGGGAGAGGGAGCCUUUGGCAAAGUCUUCCUCGCCGAAUGUUACAACCUGUCGCCUGACCAGGAGAAGAUACUGGUGGCUGUCAAGACUCUUAAAGAGGCCAGCGAAAAUGCCCGGAAGGACUUCCAUCGGGAAGCUGAGCUGCUGACCAACCUUCAGCAUGAGCACAUUGUCACCUUUUAUGGUGUGUGUGUGGAGAGCGACCCCCUGAUCAUGGUAUUCGAGUACAUGAAACACGGAGACCUCAACAAGUUCCUCAGGGCUCAUGGACCGGAUGCAGUUCUCAUGGCAGAAGGCCAGACCACCAGACCAGUGGAGCUGACACAGUCGCAAAUGUUGCACAUCGCCCAGCAAAUAGCGUCCGGAAUGGUCUAUUUGGCCUCACAGCACUUUGUGCACCGCGACCUUGCCACCAGGAACUGCCUGGUGGGCGAGAACCUGCUGGUGAAGAUUGGAGACUUUGGCAUGUCCAGAGAUGUUUACAGCACUGACUACUACAGGGUGGGAGGUCACACCAUGUUGCCAAUCCGCUGGAUGCCCCCCGAGAGUAUCAUGUACAGGAAGUUCACCACAGAAAGUGAUGUAUGGAGUCUGGGUGUGGUUCUCUGGGAGAUCUUCACCUAUGGCAAACAACCAUGGUAUCAGCUCUCCAAUAAUGAGGUGAUCGAGUGCAUUACCCAGGGCAGGGUGCUGCAGCGCCCCAGGACCUGCCCCAAAGAGGUGUACGACCUAAUGCUGGGCUGCUGGCAGAGAGAGCCCCACAUGAGACUCAACAUCAAGGAGAUCCACGGCCUGCUCCUCAACCUGGCAAAAGCAUCACCGGUCUACCUGGAUAUACUGGGAUGAGCGCGCUGAAGAGCGUAACGUGUACAGGAUGUGAGAACAACUUUUAAAGGCAAUCACUUUAAAAAAAAAAAAAAAAAAAAAAAAUCCAUAAACGCAUCCUUCCCUUCUUCUCAUCUUUCCUCCAAAAAGAGGGAAAAGCUCCAUUUGGAACGCUUUGCUGGAUUUAACAGAGUGACUCAUUUCAACAGGGAAUGCUUCUUGGAGCUUUUCCAUGUAAAUAUGAGACUGUAUGAAGGUUGUCGUUUUUCAGAGGAUUUGGCUCAGUUUUUGCCCCAAAUGACACUGUGCUCCUCCUCCGCUCCAUAAAAACACGCGCACCGCCAACUCAUAGUUUGAUGUCAUAAGUCAAGAACGAACAAUGAAGGAUGGACAUGCGAGCAAAUUCCCUUGAGCAAAUAUCGGCAAAUUAAAGUGUAUUAUUUAUGUAUUUAAUUUUUAUUUAUUUUAUUUGAAUUGAUUGUUUUUCUAAUUAAUCCCGACAGCAGCCUAUAAUUUAGUUCUUGCUUUAUAAUUACCAUAAUUUUUGGACUAUAGGACCUGACUAUAAGCCGCCACCAGCCAAAUUUGACAUGAAGCAGCGGCAUUUGUGCAUAGAUGACCCGCACUGGAAUAUAAUCUGCAGCUGUCCUCACUGUAUUUACACAGAAAGAUAUUAACUGGUAACACUUUAUUUGACAGCGGCAUCAUAAGGCUUUCAUAAGACCAAAUGAACCACCAUGAAGCGUUGAACCAAUUGGCUGCAAAGCUUCAUUGCUUCAAGAAGCUUCGUUUGGCCAUCACUGCUCCCUUGGGGGGAGACAGUCAACCACUGCUGCCACCUUCUGUCAACACUGUUGUCAUCAAGCAUGCCUCCUAGCAUGCAUUGCAGCGCUACAGAUGUAAAUAACAAUCAAAAUUCAUCUUCUGUGCUAAUUAUUUCUUCAGUUACUGUUCCAGUUGUUUCAUUAAUUGCUAUUUAUGGUGUUUGAUGACACUUUAUUUGACAGUGGUGCUGUAAGGCUGUUAUAAAACAAUCAUAAUUAUGACAUGACACUGUCAUGAGCAUUAAUGAAUGCUUAUAACUAGGGCUGUCAAAAUUAUCGCGUUAACGGGCAGUAAUUAAUUUUUUAAAAAUUAAUCACGUUAAAAUAUUUGACGCAAUUAACGCACAUGUCCCGCUCAGACAGAUUUAAAUGACAGUAGAGUGAAAUGCCCACUUGUUAAUUGUUUUAUGGAGUUUUGUCGCCCUCUGCUGGCGCUUGGGUGCAACUGAUUUUAUGGGCUUCAGCACCCAUGAGCAUUGUGUAAGUAAUUAUUGACAUCAACAAUGGCGGGCUACUACUUUAUUUUUUGAUUGAAAAUUUUACAAAUUUUAUUAAAACAAAAACAUUAAGAGGGGUUUUAAUAUAAAAUUUCUAUAACUUGUACUAACAUUUAUCUUUUAAGAACUACAAGUCUUUCUAUCCAUGGAUCACUUUAACAGAAUGUUAAUAAUGUUAAUGCCAUCUUGUUGAUUUAUUGUGAUAAUAAACAAAUACAGUCCUUAUGUACCGUAUGUUGAAUGUAUAUAUCCAUCUUGUGUCUCCAACAAUUUAUUUUACAGAAUAUAUAUAUAUAAUUUACAGAAAAAAAUGGCAUAUUUUAUAGAUAGUUUGAAUUUCGAUUAAUUGCAAUUAAUUACGAUUAAUUAAUUUUUAAGCUGUAAUUAACUCGAUUAAAAUGUUUAAUUGUUUGACAGCCCUACUUACAACACAAGUCAUUUCUUGUCAUCCGGCAAAUUAUCUCACUUUUGAAUGGCUGUAAAAGAUCAAAGCUGGACAUAAAUGGAGUUAAUGACAUAAUUUGUUGGGUGACACUUAAUGACAUAUGUCAUAAGCAUUCAGUAAUGCCCAUUGAAGGAAUCUGACCUUUAAUGCUAGAUCAUGCCAAUCACGCCAGCCGAACCGCCAGACCGCGCUGGCGCAGCGCCAACGACCCGGACCGGCGAAACCCGAUAACCCGGCCAAAAGGCCAAACUCCGUGCGUUCACGAAUUGAAUUUAUCCCAGGUCAACAGCAAUCAUACAGAAAGGCAAAACAGCAAAAGACCCAGGCGAGGAGGCAGACUGGUUCCAGGGUCGCCGUAUCACAAGUCAACAAAAGAUUCCCGAGAAAAAAAGACAAAGAUGAGUUAAACAUUCAGUCUUUUAAAAGGCUGUAACGGGGCAGGCCGUGGGAAGGAAGAGUGGUGUGUUUGGGUCUUCUUCUGUAGCAGAUUUGGGUGGUCAAGUUCGUAUGUCACCGUUGCUGAGUCAUGGUUAAUGAGGCAACUGAGUUGGGAGGUCCGGCGCGCCUCACCGUCUGAGAGGCGCUGAGCUAUCACCAUUGGAGUUCUUUUUGUUAUCAGGUGUUGUGGCAGUACAGGACGUCCCGCCAUUUGUUCUGGACUGUCCUGAAGAGCUGAUUGCGGGAUUUGGUGUUGCAGACGUGGGCUUGUAGAUGUCUUGCUCAGUCAGCUGCAUGACUGAGCAUGUGUUGGGCUUCCAUAGUCAGAAGGCGUCAUGUAUCUCUUAUGCCCUAUGUCAGAUAUAUUCUGCUUGUUUUCCUUAAGCUAUGAUAUUAAUGCUAUUUAUUUUAUAUUGGGUAAGAGUAGUACAGUGAAACAGUAAAUACCAGAAAAGAUACUAUUCCUUCACCAUGAUCGUGUCAUGUCAUAAUUAUGAUGGUCUUAUGACAGUCUUAUGUCAAAUAAAGUGUUACCUAUUAACCCAAAUAAAUCAACAAAAAAGCCGCACUGGACUAAAAGCCACAGGAUUCAAAAAGAGGGGAAAACGUACCGGCUUAUAGUCUGAAAAUUAAGGUAUAAUAUGCACCAAUAUUUUAUAUUUUUUCAAUUCCAAUAUCUAUUAGGCAGCAAAUUAGUGGGGCUGAUCCAAAAUAGAUGGAUUUAUGAUUGCAACCCACAACUGCUGAUCUUUAGAAAGCAUGACUCAACUGCCAGGCUUGCUACGCACAUUUUGUUAUUACAUCUUUUUUAAUAGAAAGUAACAUGAUGACCACUCUAAAGCCGUGCCCCCACCCACAAUUUCAAAAGGAACAGAUGCUUCACUCCUGUCAGUGUCGGGGGUCAAUUGAUUGAUACAGCUAUUAGGGUUAAAGGGCUUGUUGUAUAGGAGGGGGGGCAGGCGCCUGAAUUGAGGCUAGGCUUUACAUCAAGGACUUCAAACCAAUUGUAAAAAAAACACUUUUAUAAAAAAGAAAACAAAAUACCUUACCCAAACAUAACCCAUAAACGAUGAGUGCAAAAUGACACACAUUGAAAAACCACACCUCCUUUUAACUAGUUAAAUUCCCGUGUUUUCCCGUGUAAAUCUACUUGAAAUAAGUGAAAUGUUUCAAAUAAAUUUUACUCGGAUUUCUUGCAGUAAGAAAAAUUGCUAGCUGAAAAUAAGCUUCACAGACUUAUUUUAAGCAAUAAAUUAGUAUAUUUAAUCUUUACAAAGCUUUGAAAUGUCAGAAAUGUUCUUAAUUCAAGAAUAGAUAUUGUUCAAAACAUUAUUUAAAGCAACUUUCUCUUGAUUUAGGUGAAUAAUUACCUUAACCUUUAGAUAUAUGAGCUUCAUGAGAACAAAUAGUAAUAUUUCCUAAAGUAACAUUAGGUAACUUUUCAGUUUUGGUCGAUUUAGCGACGCCAAUGGAGAAAAGCGGUAGUGUUUUGCCUUAAGGAAGACUGUGUUUCCCAUGAGCACUAGGCGCAUAGUGUAGAAAAAUCGCCUGCAGCUGGAUUAAACAAAAUUUCUGUUUCCAGCGGCUGUGUGAAGGAUAAAUAGUAAUGAGGUAAUGAAUCCUGUUGUGGCCAAACAUUAGCAUAUGACGGUUAGCAACCGUGUGGCUUAGUGUGGCUAAGUGUGUGGUUGGGGGGGGGGCAUGCAAGCGAGCGAAAGCCGGACCAAUGUUUAUUGAGAGCCCUUCUAUCCUUCCCUGCUCAGACAAAACUUUUUGUCUCUUUUGUUGCUCUGCCCUCUGUGCAGAUUUCGCGUGAAUGCGUUCAUAUCGACUUCUGCCGAUAUAAUGUCUGGGGAAAGGAGGAAAUGACUUAUGCCGUAAAGUAGUCAGCACAUUUGUAGUUUUCUUGUGUGCCAGGGUUCCUGCCACCUUCCUGAAGGUUAAUUAGUGCCGGUAAAAGUGAUACAGACCCCCUCAAGAUAUUAACUCAUUCACUCCUAGCCAUUUUCACCUGUGCAACCCGGCCGUUUUACUGGAUUUUGACUGAUUUUGCAAGGCCCACAUUCUGUUGUAUUGCUAUAUAAACAUGGAACCCACCAAAAGAAAGAUUAAACUCUCUUCUUUCAGCAAAAGAAAGUAAUUUCAUAUUUUUUUCGAUUCUUUAAAAAUCAGCAUGAGAAAAUAGCUUAGUUUGAGCAAUUUUCCAAAUUCUGAUGAAAAAAACGGAGAAAUUGAGCUUUUUGUGAAAGCAUACAUUUCAAACAUAACUUUGAGUUAUACACAGCUAUAUUUUGCUUUAGUUAUAUCCCAAACAUCUGAAUAAUGUUUUCCUUUUACAAAAUUAGAUAAACAAAAAGACAAAUCGUGCUUUUGAUAGCAAAGUAACUAUUUAUUUACACAUAACUAACUGAUAGAUGACGCUGUUGUGGCCGCGACAGCCGAUUAAACUUUUCCCUCAUCGCCGUCUGCCUCAUAAAGACGAAUUUUUUUGAGUCACUGCGGGUACUAGUGGCAAUACAAGGCUAUACAAUAAAGGCUAUACUAGUGAUCACGGUCGUUCUGCUCGGUCGUACAGCGCCUGGCAUCGCGGGCGUCCUACCAGUUGUUCUGCUUGGUCGUCCGCUGCCUGGCAUCCAUUCGGUCGUCUUCCGCCAUGCGGCUUGGCCGUUUGUUGCCGUUGAAUAGGGUUGCGGGUCUUACCAAAUGCGCUACUGACCUCCAGUGGCCAGUUUUAUUGCUUUAAAAUGGAUUUUCAGCUUUGUGCUUUGGAGCUAAAUUGAAUCACAACCCAGAGAUGUCUUUUUUGAAAAAAAGACAUAAAUACAUCUUUGGGACACUGAAACAAUUAAAAAUAGAACAUACUUAUACGUUUUUGGGAGCAAAUGAGUUAAAGAGGUGUCAUUCAACUUGUUAUCAGUCGACAUGUCAUCUCAAAUGUUAUGAAAAUAUUUUAUACAGGUUGAAAAGUUACAUAGUGUUGCUUUAAAUAUGCUUUUGGUUCAAUAUGAAUGAUUUUUUUUUAAAAAGAAUGUAUCAAAACUUUUUUUCCUCCCCAACAGCAGGGGGUACUGCAGCACCCUCAUCACCCCACUUUCCGCGCCACUGUGUGAAGUAUUUAACGCCCAUGUUAUCCAUUUAAAAGGGAUGUACUAGCCUCACCAUCUUAUUGUAGAGGACCAUAUUCCAAUCGCACCAGAUGUUUCUCUCACAUUGUUAAAAUGAGAUGUGAAACAAUCUGGAAGCUUGGUGUGUAUGUGAUCAAAAAAACUUAACCUGACAACAAAAACCUGACCUAAGUGUCAGGUUUCGGUUUAAUGGCUCACAUAUUUUUAACCCGUAUCAAUAUAUUUAAUAAUAACACUAUCAGUCCCAGAGAAUUCGGAUACUCCUAAUAGUCCCAAGCAAUGGUUGACUUGGCCUCUCCCCCGGAAGAACCAAGAGGUGGCCAAAAUAACCCAAGUUCUUUAUAAUUGGCAAGUCGUUUUCCAACAGACAACAGCCUUUCAUAUGGACAUGCAACCACUCGACAUAUAUUGUGUUGGAAGGCAGCCCAAACAGAGGGGAACACACUACGGUUGAACUAUGUUUUAGAAUGUAUAAUGUAAUAACGUGUAUAACAUGAAAAGUAAGAUCAGUUACUUUGCUGAGUAACUAAUUACUCUUACAAUAAUGUAACUGAGUUACCAAAAAAAGUGAGUAAUUAACUUGUAACCAACUAAUUACUUUUUGAAGUAAGAUUAACAACACUGUACAGUACAUACCACCUUCAUAAUAAUUAGGACUACUAGGACAUUCAUUCAUUGUUUCAGUGUGUUCAAAGCAACUGUUCAGGGCCGGUCCCUUCCCCCUCCUUAGGACACAAAUUCAGUCUGUUACCGUUUUUCUCAAAAGUUUUCACACAUUUUCUUGUACUAACGUCAGAUGCAAUGACCUUGCCUGGCACGGCCAGACUGUUCUCCCUGUGUUUUUCAAACACUGAGAGUAUAGUCUGGGACCCAGCCCAUUAACGGCCUCUCGAGCAAGUACAAAAUCAAUCGACAAAUCAGAUUCGUUUAUUUGGGUGAUGUGUUCUUAACGAGCAACGUCACUCUUCCGCGUCGGAAGUCGUCUCCACAGCAACACAGAUGGCGAACAGGAGAGCUGAGAAUAUGUUCCAAUCCACGGUAAAAUCAGUUUUAAAUUACCAAAAACACAUCGACACAAGUCAUUGACAACAGUCUGUCUCACGCUAGCCAUGGUGAAUGAACUCCGCUUUCCUCGUAUGUUUACUUCCGCGCGCAAGUCCCUCGUCCCACCCGUCGCUGAUUGGUCCACUCCGCUGUGUUUGCCGUGGCUUGCUCCGCCCUGGAAAUUUUAUCCGCUUAAUGGUGGCCAGACUCAAUAGCUGGAACAGCGGUGAGUCUGGAGUACCAGGCUAGCAAUGACCGUAAUUCAUGCUCCAUGCCCCUGAUUUAGUCCUUCUAAAGUAUAGAUACAAUUCUUGCUUUACACUUAAAUUGCAGUUCUAAAACGUUUUUUUUUUUUGUUUGUUUGUUUGUUUUCUCAAAACAAUGUACACAUUUGGGCCAUUUUUUCUGUUGUUAUGUGUGAAGUAUAGAAGUGUGUAGAAAGGUACAACUCCAUAAAUAAAUGUAGCUUGACUUGAACUGACCCUCGUGAGGAUAAGCGGUUCGGAAAAUAAAUGAAUGAAUGACUUGAACUGACAAAAAGUAUGACAUGAAUGGUUCAACCGUGGUGUGUUCCCCUCCGUUUGGGCCGCAUACCAACAUAAUGUAUGUCCAGUUGUCAGGCCGAGACGACGAGGCGGACUCAUCUGUGGAGUUUCAGGCAAAAAACUUUCAUUCAGAAAAUAGGUUCUUUCGCUGGCAUGCGGGGAUGAGAAAAAGUACCAACAUAAAGUGUUCCAAACAGAAAAAUAACUCAGGACAACCACGAUCAAAAGUUCAAACAAAAGCACUCCAAAAGGAGGAAUAGUACAAACAUUAAACACUCCAAAUGGAGGAAAAAGCCAAGAUAACUAUGGUCAAAAGUUCAAACAAAAAGCACUCCAAGUGGAGGAUAAAAUCUAGACAACUAUGAUUGCUAUGAGACAAGGCUGCCAUGACCAAAAUGGGUAGUAGGACACUUCUGCACAAGACAAUGGAAACUAACGCAAUAUAUUCACACACGAGGUAAUGGGGAACAGGUGGAAACAAUAGGUGAUUAGGUUACAAGAGGAAGGGCAAGUACACAGGCACGAGGAGGGUGAAGCCUUCAAAAUAAAACAGGAAAUGACAUGAAACUAGUGGUUGUAUUUACAUAUCAACGGUAGCUCUCUGUUGGACAACAACUUGCUAAUUCAAAAGCACUUGGGUCAUUUUGGCCAACUUUGGGUUUUUCCGGAGGAAGGGCAAGAUUGGCCAUUGCUUGGGAAUGUUAGGAGUAUUUCUCUUGGGAAAGGCCGAUUCGACCUCUGCUGGGUUUUCGAGUGUUAAAUCCUACUAGGUUCUACUUCAAAAUGCAAAAAAACGUCCCUUGAUUUCUUCUUACUUAUUUCUGCCAUUCACAAGAUAUCACAGCCUAUUCAGGCAGAACAACAUUUACGAUUGAAAUGAAAUUCAAAUGCAAUUCAUCACACUUUAAACUUCAACUUUUCAACUUAGAAAAGCACCAUAUCGCCCUCUUAAUGGCACUUUUUGAUUGCAUCCCUACGGCCCCCAUUUAGGCAGCUAAACUGCUGCUAAUUUCUGCUUCCGACGCCCACAGGGACUUACAGAUUGUUUUAUCCAUGCAAUAUCGCCAAUGACUUUAUAUUUUCCUAUCUAACAGGGCUCCCAAUCCCCAAGCGGUAAAAUGUGUGGUGAGAUACGCGGCAGGUGCGGUUCUUCUGGUCAACUCAUAUUAAAUGCUCAGGCCUCUUAGCUCUCAGACAUGCUUCAAAAUUGUGUGUGCGGGUUAGCGUGCGUGUGUUACACAAACUGUUUACCUUCUCUCGCUGUCCCUCCAUCCUUACACACACACCCGCUGAAAGACACUCACGACAGUCCGAGGAGGAAAUUGAAUUGUGCAUGUUUUAUUAUUUGAGCGCUGCAGUCCUCUGUAAUGGUGUAAUGUAUAUUUCAUUACGGGGCCUAAUGGGCUCCAUUAGCGCGGGCCUCCUCGCAGACAUUCAAGACUUAUUGUUUUAUGGCACAGAGGGAAAAAGGGGAAAGGACGAUGGAGAGGGGAUGAGGAGAUGUGCUGGGGGGAAUAGAGUGUGGAGUCGGGAGGAAAAGGUUGACGGCAAGAUGGUAGAGUGGAGGAGUAAGGGUGGAUGUCAUUGCAGGAUAGUGAGGUCCUUGGGGACUCGGUGAAAGUGGGCAUCCAUCAUUUCACAACAAAUGCACCCUACACCAGGAGUGAGCAAGGGAUUUUUUUUUUUUGUCGUAUUUUUGUUGGUUCCAUAGUACAUUUUAAGCCGGAAUUUGUUUUGCUCUACAGAGGAGGAGUUUGAUAUACAGUAAAAGCCUGCUAUAGUGAGGCAUAGUGUCCCCACCAUGGGUGUAUAAUUAUCAGAGGUGGGUAGAGUAGCCAAAAAUUGUGCUCUAGUAAGGGUAGCAUUACUUCAAAAUAAUAUCACUCAUGUAAAAGUUGUCAUCCAAAAAAAAUUACUCAAGUACAAUUAAAAAAGUAUUUGGUGAAAAGAAUGAGUAACAUUGUGAGUAACUGCAUACAAUGUUUGAUUAUGCUUACGGUAUUUUUUUUUCUCAGCACAAAGUUAUAUACAGGUAGGUCCCAGUUUACAAAUGAGGUCCAUCCCUGCGCUGGCGACGUAACCCGGAUUUCUGCGUAGGCCUGAAUAAACCCUUUAAAAACCUCAAAACACCCUCUAAAUUAAAAAAAAAAAUAUAUAUAUAUAUAUAUAUAUAUAUAUAGAGCUGUCAAAAUUAUCGCGUUAACAGGCGUUAAUUAAUUUUUUAAAUUAAUCACGUUAAAAUAUUGGACGCAAUUAACGCAGAUGCCCCGCUCAGACAGAUUUAAAUGACGGUACAGUGAAGCGCUCACUUCUUAAUUGUGUUUUAUAGAGUUUUGCCGCCCUCUGCUGGCGCUUGGGUGUGACUGAUUUUAUAGGCUUCAGCACCCAUGAGCAUUGUGUAAGUAAUUAUUGACAUCAACAAUGGCGGGCUACUAGUUUAUUUUUUUAUUGAAAAUUUUACAAAUUUCAUUAAAACGAAAACAUUAAGAGGGGUUUUAAUAUAAAAUUUCUAUAAAUCGUACUAACAUUUUUCUGUUAAGAACUACAAGUCUUUUUAUCCAUGGAUCGCUUUAACAGAAUGUUAAUAAUGUUAAUGCCAUCUUGUUGAUUUAUUGUUAUAAUAAACAAAUACAGUCCUUAUGUACCGUAUGUUGAAUGUAUAUAUCGAUCUUGUGUCUUAUCUUUCCAUUCCAACAAUAAUUUACAGAAAAAUAUGGCAUAUUUUAUA
This is a messenger RNA of Corythoichthys intestinalis (scribbled pipefish), 12879 nucleotides long. It is a transcript of the gene ntrk2a, whose product is annotated as neurotrophic tyrosine kinase, receptor, type 2a. Gene Ontology annotation, cellular component: plasma membrane; signaling receptor complex; axon. Bases 795 to 3254 code for a protein of 819 amino acids. Gene Ontology annotation, molecular function: brain-derived neurotrophic factor binding; ATP binding; brain-derived neurotrophic factor receptor activity. Lineage: Eukaryota; Metazoa; Chordata; Actinopteri; Syngnathiformes; Syngnathidae. The record is from RefSeq and is a predicted model, not a curated record. The transcript is spliced from 20 exons. Gene Ontology annotation, biological process: trans-synaptic signaling by neuropeptide, modulating synaptic transmission; positive regulation of phosphatidylinositol 3-kinase/protein kinase B signal transduction; cellular response to brain-derived neurotrophic factor stimulus.